Molecule: messenger RNA, 4745 nt
Organism: Homo sapiens (human)
Lineage: Eukaryota; Metazoa; Chordata; Mammalia; Primates; Hominidae
Gene: GAB3
Product: GRB2 associated binding protein 3
Exons: 10
Coding region: 53-1816 (587 amino acids)
Source: RefSeq, marked reviewed
CUUCUGCCGCGGGCGGCUGGCCCAGCUGGAGGAAGCGGCGGCGGCGGCCACGAUGAGUGCGGGCGACGCAGUGUGCACCGGCUGGCUCGUUAAGUCGCCCCCCGAGAGGAAGCUACAGCGCUACGCCUGGCGCAAGCGCUGGUUUGUCCUCCGGCGAGGCCGCAUGAGCGGCAACCCCGAUGUCUUGGAGUACUACAGGAACAAGCACUCCAGCAAGCCCAUCCGGGUGAUAGACCUCAGCGAGUGUGCAGUGUGGAAGCAUGUGGGCCCCAGCUUUGUUCGGAAGGAAUUUCAGAAUAAUUUCGUGUUCAUUGUCAAGACUACUUCCCGUACAUUCUACCUGGUGGCCAAAACUGAGCAAGAAAUGCAGGUGUGGGUGCACAGCAUCAGUCAGGUCUGCAACCUUGGCCACCUGGAGGAUGGUGCAGCAGAUUCCAUGGAGAGCCUCUCUUACACGCCCUCCUCCCUGCAGCCAUCCUCUGCCAGCUCCCUUCUUACCGCCCAUGCUGCCAGCUCCUCUUUGCCAAGAGAUGACCCAAACACUAAUGCCGUAGCCACUGAGGAAACCAGAAGUGAGUCAGAGCUUCUCUUCCUUCCAGAUUAUCUGGUUUUGUCCAACUGCGAGACUGGAAGACUGCACCAUACCAGUCUACCCACCAGAUGUGAUAGCUGGUCAAACUCAGACCGUUCAUUGGAACAGGCUUCAUUUGAUGAUGUUUUUGUUGACUGCCUGCAGCCGCUCCCCUCCAGUCAUUUGGUCCACCCCUCAUGCCAUGGCAGUGGAGCUCAGGAGGUGCCAUCCUCGAGGCCUCAGGCUGCCCUGAUCUGGAGUAGAGAAAUCAAUGGGCCACCCAGGGACCACUUGUCUUCUUCACCAUUGCUGGAAAGUUCCUUAAGUUCCACCAUUCAGGUAGAUAAAAAUCAAGGUUCCUUACCCUGUGGAGCAAAAGAACUAGACAUUAUGUCCAACACUCCACCUCCCCGCCCCCCUAAGCCAAGCCAUCUGUCUGAACGGCGCCAAGAGGAGUGGAGUACACACAGUGGUAGCAAGAAGCCAGAAUGCACUCUGGUUCCAAGAAGAAUCUCCCUCUCUGGUUUAGACAACAUGAGAACCUGGAAAGCUGAUGUAGAAGGCCAAUCCUUAAGACACCGAGACAAGCGGCUUAGUUUGAAUUUGCCAUGCAGGUUCUCCCCGAUGUACCCCACAGCUUCAGCCAGUAUCGAAGACAGCUAUGUGCCCAUGAGCCCCCAGGCUGGUGCCUCUGGUCUUGGACCCCACUGCAGCCCUGAUGACUACAUUCCAAUGAACUCAGGAAGCAUCUCAAGCCCGUUGCCUGAGCUGCCUGCAAACCUGGAACCUCCCCCAGUGAAUAGAGAUCUCAAGCCUCAGAGGAAAUCACGGCCACCUCCUCUGGACCUGAGAAACCUCUCGAUCAUCCGGGAACAUGCAUCUCUUACCAGGACCCGCACUGUGCCUUGCAGUCGAACCAGCUUUCUCUCUCCAGAAAGAAAUGGUAUUAAUUCUGCAAGAUUUUUUGCUAAUCCUGUUUCCAGAGAAGACGAAGAAAGCUACAUCGAAAUGGAGGAGCACCGAACAGCCAGUUCCCUGAGCAGUGGUGCCCUUACGUGGACAAAGAAAUUCAGCCUAGAUUAUUUGGCCCUGGACUUCAAUUCAGCAUCACCAGCCCCCAUGCAGCAGAAACUUCUCCUUUCAGAAGAACAAAGAGUAGACUAUGUCCAAGUGGAUGAGCAGAAGACACAGGCUCUCCAGAGCACAAAACAGGAGUGGACGGAUGAAAGGCAAUCCAAAGUAUGAGAGGUGCGGGCUUGUGCCAUGUGUGAAACAGGGAAGCUUGGGGCUCAGUUUGAGUUUUUUCUUUUUUUUUUUUUUUUGUCCACUAAAAACACACUGAUGGUCAACACAGGUCAAAACCAAGAGAGAAUGUGUAGUUUUCAAGGUCUUGGCCAGAACCUUUAGGAAAGAAGACCUGUUUAUACAUUGAAGGAAGAAAAGAAGGAAGCAGUUGCCUUCCGGAGGGGGCUCUGAGAGAAUCUAGCCUCCCCUCUGUCCUAUUGGAGCAAAGAUUGGAGUGAGUGUUGCCACCAACAGGAUUUUAUCGUUUGACUCCAAUACCUGAAAUUCUGACUUCUCUCCUGUGCUUCAAUGAGAAUGAUAAAUUAUCCUAGCAAAGGGGCCUCUGGAGACCAUCUUGUUCCAGCCUCUGAAGACAGUUGAGGAGAUCAAGCCCAGCAAUGGUGGCAGAAUCUUACUCCACAGACUUCAGCAGACUAGUCAUUUCAAUACCCAAAGAAAGACAAGUGACAGGGGCAAUGGAUCUCAGGCUCUGAGAUAAGUAUAUCAGAUGACACUGGUGGCUCUAAGGAUAUUGCAAUUAAGCAGCUACCUGUAGCCAGGUAUUCUGCUGCUCUUGGCCUUUUCCCACGCAUCGUCUCGUGUCUUCUCCGAAAGACCUUGGAAGAUAGGCCUGGAAGAGACUGUUGAUGCCACUUUGAAGAAAAGAACACUGAGAACUAGAGGAGGGAACACUUUGCCCAAGAUUACUCACAAAGCCAAGACCCAGAGUCCAGCUUAGAGAAUAGAGUUGUUCAGGCUGCCAAUUGCAAGCUCAUUCCUCUACCUCAUACUUCCUCUGAGGAUUUUGACAAAAUGGAUUAAUUGGGUGAGCCUUGGAGACAUGUGGGAAACACCUGCAGACACAAAAUGAGUAGUCAUCCUGUCUCCCUUUCAAUAGGGAUCUGAACAGGUGUUUUGAUACUUGAAAGAUGUGCAUGUCAAGUGAGGGUUUCUUUCUGCGAUGUUCAACUGGAACUCUCCCAUCAGUAGUUACAAUUAGAAAUACCUACUGAUGGUUAGUCUGAAGGCCAUUCUCAUGGUCACCUAUACAGUGUGUUUCCCUGUGAGCUAGCAGACACAAUGACCAGGAAAAAACCUAUGAAUUCCAUUCUUAGGUUUCCCAGCCAAUUGCUCCCUUCUGCUUUAGAAGUGACUAGGUACUGAGAGUACAAACACUCCCACUUUAUAAUGAAGGCGUCAUGUCACCCCUUCCUUUACAGGUCCUGGGGUCCAGGAGACCCAGAAUGAAGGUGUCAGUUGGGCAUGAAGUGUUAUUUAGUGUCCAUUCUUGAUCCUUCUGAGCACCUACAGCUGGAAACUAAGCAGAUACUGGUCCUGCAUUCUGACUGAGAUUGUGUCUUCUUUAUGAGGAUAGAUCAAAUUGGCAGUCAGGCCCAUGAUAGUCAGUGCAGUUGGGGCAGUUGUAGACUUUGCUACAGGAUUUCAGGGUUUCCAAUCACCCCACAGGUAAGUGAAUGCCAAAGUCUUCUUUUUUCAGACCAUACAAGAAGUCAUUUUGAUUUUCAAAGAAGCCGUUUUGAUUUUCAAAGAAGCAGGUUCUGGUGACAUUAUUUUCUUCCUUGGACAAAGUGGGGGGAAAUUUCUAAGUAUUUUAACUGAGUUCAGGGUCCUUAGUGAGCCUGGACAGAGCAAGGAGAGGGCUCCCCACUCCCUAAGCCCCACAGCCAGCUCUGCAUCACCACACACAGCCAGAGCCUGUGAGGAGCUGCCUUCUUCCCCAUGUGACUUGCAAAGAGUCUCAGGCAAGAAACCAGGGCUUCAAACUGCUAGUUCCCAUGGAGGGUAGUUCCCUCGUGUGGAGCACUUGUGUUAGGAUCACUGAUUAUCUGACAAAGGCUGGUGCAGAAAAAAAAUUGUAGGCCCAAGUGUCAAGAACCACACCAGAUUGGAGAUAGAAAAGAAUAGCUGAAAUUAUGUCAGUAGUGAAAUGUCACUCCAUUGACCCACCGAAAAAAGAAAAGAAAUCUGUUUCUACCAAACAUUUCCAGAAACGUAUUUAUAGCAUGAAGAAACACACAUGGGUAGUGUGACCUGUUUGGAUGUGAUUACUUAAAAAUGGAAUGCUCUGAAUAGGCACUCUCUACAUUAAAGGUAUGGAAGGCGAUAGGGGUCAGAAUUUUAAAAAUUUAAUUUUGAAAAAGGUGACUCACCCCUCAUUUCCAGAGUGUAGGCAAUUAUGUCCUGCUUUGAUAAAACUGCUAGAGGAUGGCUAUGCAAAAGCAUAACGAUUCAAGGAAACAAAGUACAGGUAGUUUUUGAGCUGACAGCAGCAAAGGCACCAUAAGUCAAAAUAUUGGUUUUGGUGGAGAUGAUCGAUGUGUGUGUGUGAGAGAGAGCUAUGUUUCUAACCAAGGGCCUAAUGUUUGUUACAGAAAUGAUCCCAGAGACCUACAAGAUGUGGGAAUCAGCAUAACAGGGCAAUGCAGCAAUUAACCCCACAUCGUUUUCUGUAGUUCCUUUUUGUUUCAUUUUCUUCUGUCUCACCUCGUUAGAAAAUUCCUCCCAGUCAGGGGUCGUCCAGUGCAGGACGGGGGACCCAAGGGUCUCAAGCCUGCAAGUCCAGAAGGUGACAAACCCAGGAGCACUGGGAGUUAAGCUUUCCUUGGGGAGGGAAGAGCCUUGAUGUCCAGCACACAGCCUGGCUAUAAAGACACGAAGCGACCUACCCACUGUACAGUCCACUUCACAGGAUCAGCUGAAUCAUGACCUUUAAAAGUUCCGAGUUGAAACUGAAGGCUCUCCUCAGACCUGGCUUUUUCCUCAGUCCCUGUUCAUACCAUCUCUGCACCCACAAUCACACUGAUUUUUCAAAUUCAUUUUGUUUUUGCUGUUUCAUUUCUGGCAUUAAUAAAAGUCUUAUAAGGAGAAA